Zootoca vivipara (common lizard) is the source of this 6365-nucleotide messenger RNA. RefSeq names its product niban apoptosis regulator 1 (gene NIBAN1). NCBI's taxonomy places the organism in Eukaryota, Metazoa, Chordata, Lepidosauria, Squamata, Lacertidae. The record is from RefSeq and is a predicted model, not a curated record.
UGGCCGAGCGCGCCGCCUUGCCUGGCGACCCUCUUGCCCGGAGGCGCUGCGGGAAGGAGGCGCCUGCGAGGGCGGCGCCCUCGGGCGGGAGGAAGUUUAAGCGCUGGGGCUGCGGAGGUGGAGAUCGAGAGGAGAAAAGCGCCUGGGCUGCAACCGCUGCCCGACAGAGCGAGCGCGGCGAGGAAGAGGUCGCCGAGAUCGCCACCUCCUCCCGGGGUUGUUGUUGCGCUUGCCGCUCUCCUUCACUGCCUCCGCCGCCCCUUCGAGCACCGGCCAGCCAUGGGCGGAUCGGGAUCCAGUUUGCUCGACGAGAGCAAGUGCACCUACAUCCGAGGAAAGACGGAGGCUUUGAUCAAGAACUUCAGUCCGCACUAUAAACGCCAAUACGCAGUGUCCUUCUGCAAGCACAUCCAGAAUGAGCUGGAACAAAACAGGGACCUGCAGUCCCACUUCUUGAAAACAAAGCCCCCUGCAGAAUCCAGCAUGGUCUUUUAUGAAGGAGAAGUGUCCCAUUUUGCUGAAGACUUGAAGAAAUGGAAAGACAGAUAUAUAGUGGUUAAUAGUAAAUAUGCCGUGGAGAGCUUUGAAAACAAAGAGGCGUUCCAGAAGGGCGUUAGUCCUAAAACCUGCAUUCUCCCUGUUGGAGGCAAAGUACUGAUAACAGAAGAGGAGUAUAACUUGUUAUCUGAUAAACAUUUUCCAGACCCGAGUGGUUCCAAUGAAAAGGAAAAUGCACCAGCUUUUGUUGGCCUUCCAAAGGAAUUUCCGGUCUAUCUGUGGCAACCUUUCCUCCGACACAGUUGCUUCUGUUUUUCGGAUCUGGAGUCACAGAAGAAAUUCAGCACGGUAUUGAACGACUGCAUCAGACACUUAAACCAUGAUUAUUUCAAGCAGGCAUCAUUUGACGCUCAAGCAUUUUUGGAAGCUGUUCAGUUUUUCCGUCAGGAGAAAGGCCACUAUGGGUCUUCGGAAAUGAUAACUGGCAACGAAAUUCAGAUUCUCAGCAACCUUGUGAUGGAGGACGUUUUACCUAGCCUUCAGACUAUGGUGCUUCCUAAAAUGAAAGGGAAGCGACAUGAUCGAAAGCGGGCAUGGUUUGGUAUACUAGAAGAAACCUACCAUUUGGUCCAAAAUCAGGUUUCCGAAGGCUUACAUUCCCUGAAGGACGAAUGUAAAGAAGUCGCCGCAGGCCUUGAAGGAACUAUUCGGUCAAAUAUGGAUGAAAUUCUGACCUCCAAGAAUCACUUAGCUGGAAAAAUAAAAGAGAGUAUAUCUGAGCCCAUCCAGAUAUGUUGCGGUGAGAGCAUCCAGCCCUUUCUGGCUUCCAUCCUGGAGGAGCUCAUGGGCCCAGUGAGUUCUGGGUUCAGUGAAGUCCGUCUUCUCUUUGAAAAAGAGGUCGAUGAGAUCAGCCAAAACUUCCAAGAGACAAAUGACACUGCAAAGCUGAAAGAGAACGUGAAGCACCUGACAAGCCUGCCAUACGACUCUGUGAAAAUGGAACCUUGCUAUCUGAAAGUCGACUUCCUUCAAGAGCAUCUCCAGGACCUCAAGAGCCGCUUCAAAUUCUAUGAUAUUGGCUUGGUUAUUCAGAUGACCCAAAAUGUCAUGCAGGAGCUUAUGGAAAAUGCUGUAUAUACCUUUGAUCACCUGCUGAGUCUAAGCCAUCAUAGGGAUGCGGCCAAAGUAUCAACAGCCAUUGAGAAAGUCAAACUUCGUGUUCUUAAGCAAUAUGACUAUGACAGCAGUACCGCCCGGAAAAAGAUAUUUCAGGAUGCCUUGGUCCAAAUCUCGUUGCCCACACUUCAGAGGACAUUGGCUUCAAUGUGUAAGCCGGAGCUUCAGAAAUACGAGCAGUUCAUUUUUGCCGAGCACAACAACGUGAUCCAAGUCGAAAACGUCUACGAAGAGAUUUUGCUGCAGACUUUGCUCGACGAAGCCCUCAAAGUGAUAAAAGAGGCUGCCCACUUGAAGAAACAUAACCUUUAUGAGGAAGUGCACUUGACUUGUGAAAGUGUUUCCAGUCUGAGUGAUCUAAAGACCCCUUCGGGAUCAGCACAAGCCAGCCCAGCUAGGAAGUCUUCCGCCAGCUUGAUAGAACCACUGGCUACUGACACUCAGAGUAAUGAAGUGUUUGCCCCAGAAAAAUUGGAUCAGGAUCGAUGCCACGAGGCUAGGAACAAAAAUGAAGAGAAUUCCAGUACUCUAUCUAGCAUUCCUACUGGAGGAAGGGAAGAGAAGGUGGACCCGCAGCUUUCCAAUGCAAUAGAAACAAGUUUGGGUGGAAGCACAGAAAGUGAAAAUAAGGUACCUGUGGAAGAGGAAAAGCUUCCGGUUCUUGGAGGUGUGGAUGAAAUAAGAAGAUUGCUGACUGUGACUGUCGAACUGCCGGCAGAUCCUCCAUCUGAGAAGAAGGAACAAGUUCAUGAAAGUGGGCUUCUAACGCCACAAGAACCUGCAGAAGCGAAGGAUAAGGAAGAGGAAAAGAACGUAGAGGAAUGUCAAACAGCUGAGAUGCAUGAACCUUCUGAAGUGUGUAUCCCACCCAGCAUAGAAGCUGCCGAUACAAACACAACAGCUAUUUCUCUUCCACCCAGUGAAGAAAGUGGUCAUAUAAAUGUGGCACGAAUUUCUCUUCCACCCAGUGAAGAAGGAGAUUAUAUAAACGUGGCACGAAUUUCUCUUCCAUCCAGUGAAGAAGGAGAUUAUAUAAACGUGACAAGAAUUUCCCUUCCACCCAGUGAGGAAGGGGACCAUAUAAAUGUGACAAGUGUCUCUGGGGAAGCACGCUAUAUUACUCACCCGGAUCCUUCCAAGGUGUGUGAAGAACUAGGUCUUUGGCAAAACCCAGGGGCAGAGUCUGAGACAAAGAUCAGCGUAUGGUACACAGAUGUGAAGAGUGACAGCCCUGAUCACCAAUCUCAAACAAAGCCAGGUGCUGAAAGUGGAAAAUCUGACCGGAGGGAAGGAGACCCUUCCCCUCUUCCUCGUGUCCCUAUAGAAGAGAAGUCACAGGUAGAACAAGAUGCUGAAAGUAGAAAGCAUGUGCAGGAAAGAGAAGAGCUCCCUUCUCUUCAGUCAGUGCCAGUGGAUGACCAUUUCCAAACAGGGCAUUAUGUUGAAGAUCCAAGAUCUGGCUUGCCGGAAACAGAAGUCUCCUCUCUUCAUUCUGUUCUGACCGAAGUGGAUGCUCUCUCCUUCCCCGGCUGCUCUGCCCAAGCACAAGAGACCAUUUUGAAUAUUGCAAAGUUUGCAAUAGCGUCAAUAAAUCUGCCAGUUUCUCCGGAAGCCAAAGAGACUGAAGGUAGCGAUGCGGAGGUGCCAAUGAAUUUAGACUCCAAAGGCUCCGGCUCUGCUCAGGAGGAAGAUUUGAAGCAAGCAAGGGUGGCUUUGCCAAGUGCAGAUGCUGAAGAUGCAGUCGAAGGGGGGGAAGACAGAAGGGGAGAUGCUGGGGACAACUGUCCUGAGCCGCAGUCUGAGAAAUGAAAAAGGUUAUCUUGGAUAUAUAAAGCCCAUUCUUGCAGGUUUUAUGAUCAGAGUACCCUUAAAAUUAGAAAAGAGAGGCCUAUUCAAACUCUCAAAUCCUAUUCAAGAGCACUCGUACAUGCUGAAUCUCCAUUUCCUUGAGAAUGUUGAUAGUUUGAAUCAUCUUUCCGCUGCCACUUAACUACUUCUCGUUCAUCAUUCAUUCCCACAUCUUGGAAGCUGGCCUCCAAAGACUACUUGCUCUCGCCAAAGUGGUGAAGACUUGAGUGACCUGUCAGCGACAGAACUCAUUAAACAUUUGAAAUAGCUUUAAAACUGAGAAUAUAUUCAUUGAGGCCGAUGACCCACUCAUGUGAAUGAGACUUGUAGCAAGGGGUCAGUAGAACUUACAAGGACCUGAUAAAAUCAAGUAACCAUUAAGGGGAGAGUAAAAAUCUGCAUGAAACAUGCUAAGAAGAAAAUGCUGGGAAAUCUUAAAUGAUGGGGUGAAACAAUUUGCUUAUUGGAGUCUUGCACAACAUAGUUGUGCAUAUAGUUUUGACCUUUGAUAUAGCUGAACGAUUGCUUCUGUAUUUAAAAGCUUUGGCAGAUUUCCCACCCCACAUUUGGAAGAUAUUUUGACAGUGGAAUGGUCUGAUUCCAUUCCUCAUAGUUGUGGUUGCUAUAUUUAAAACUGCUAGAAUAGUUGGGGCGGGGGUUCUCUAUCCUAUUCUUCUGCACCUUUUGCAGAGCACUUUAUACCUUCUCUCCAAAGAAAAUGACAGAUGUUUACAGCAACUUGUAACCCAUGUCUACAGCUAGGUGCUUUAGCCAGGGCCAUAAAAAACAAAACAAAAAUAAACCAAUUUCUGUCUCAACAGCCUACGUUCUAUACCAAGAAGAGCAGCAUUAUGCAAAAAUGCAUAUAUUGUGCAAAAUAAGGAGAUUUGCAUAUUUGUUACAUUACAUAAUUUAUUCCGAUCCUUUUAGUCAUGGGAAAUGUGCACGAUGUCAGAUCACCCCGGUGCCUUUGCACUUAUUGGUUAGAAAGCUGGAAGCCAGAAGCAGACCUCUUUCUUAAAUGAGCAAAUUGAGUAGAAAAUGGCCUGCACAUUUUCUCUUGUACCUCUAGAAAUAAAAGGUCUAGAGAUUUACCUUUUCUUUUCUUUUUUAAAUGUCAAGUUGAAAAUCCAGGGAGGGGUCCUGGGACAUCCUAGAAGCAGGGACAGGUUACAGUUGUCUCUGAGACUCUUUUUUAUGGGUUUGUGGUUAAAUAUGCUGGUUCAGGGGGGGGGGGUGUCGCCUCAAGUGGCAUAAGCAAUGGGAUUUUGAGACAUGCCUGGAGAGGAUUUAGGAGGGCCUGGCAAGGGCAGAGUCGGAGCAGCACAGAAAACUUGUAUCGGAUGUGAUCGGAUGUGUGGUACUCUCUUAGUUUUUGAUACACCCACUGGAAAGUUUGGCAUCGCUACCAUGAUGCAAGAAUAAAUAAAUAAAAAUAAAUAAAAUAAAAUAACUGGACCUGAUGGAACUAGCUCUGAAUUGGCUGUAGAUUAAUUAAAAAGUUACUUCAGUUGAAGAGCGGUAGACCCACGGGUGCAGAGAGUUGGCAACUUACAAAAAACAACAACCCCAAGAACCAUAUUGCAAAUGUGUCAUAAGACGGACUGGAGUUAAUUUGUAUAUUUUAAUAGCAUUUAAUUGAUUUUGCGUAUCUUGAACAUGGCAGAGAUGAAAGCUAUCAUUGGUGAAAAUAUAAGUUAGUGUACAGUAUACUUGACAUUCACAUCACAUAUGAGAAAUCUGAAAAGCCAUUGUCUUGGAGAACCUUUAUAUUUGGAUUUUAAAAUGAUGAAAGUUCAGCAUUUCAGUGCGGGUUUAAAACAAGGGACGCAAGUUAUUUGGUAACCUGUUACUCAUACAUCUCAGUUUAUCACUUUUAUCCUGAGAACUAGAAACUUUUACAGUUGUCCUCUGAGAAGCAAUUUCAGCCAGAUUUCUUUUCAGGCAAGUGUGCGUAGGAUUGCAGCCUUAAAUAUUAGGAACCCUUGAUGUCUUAGUGGAUGUCUGCCUAAAUAUGCUUGAAUUGCAUACACCUGUAAUUUUGUUUCUGCAGUCACAAACCAUUGUUUACUAUUCAAAAAGUGUUAACAAAUGAAAGGAUUUUUGGAGAUAUUUUAUGUCUAUUAUUCCAUUUCCCCACAUUUGGAGUGUCCUCUUUCAGAAGGUAACGCCUGGGAUCAUGGUUUCCCCCCCCUCCCUAAACAAGUCACAGUUCCAGGUUUGGGAAUCACAAUACUCCAAAGAACAUGCCUUGUAGCUUACAGUAGAGGAGGAGGAGGGAAUCGGGAGUGGCCUUGCAGUUACGCACCAGAAUACUGCUUGUUCACAGUAAGCUUUGGUUUCUGGCUUACGACGAUGUGUACAAUACAUGCUGUCAUUCUGCUUUCCCUGUUUGGCUUCAGGAACUGGAGCUCUAUAAAGCUUAUUUUGUAAUCAAAUCCUAACCCUGUUUCUUUGGAAACGAGUCCCACUUGUUUUGGUUGGGAAUGCUUCCACCUUCUAAUGAAGCAUAUCACUGCAGUGUUAAAAAGGCAAAUCCUUAAUUCUUCUGUUUAAUCUUUCUCAUUGGAGGUUUGUUAUUGGACUAACCAACUCGUAUUUUAAGUUGUGCCCCCCUCCCAGUUUUGCUAAUUCAAAAGUUGACUUUCUAAGAAAAAUUCAAACCAACAGCUAAUAUGUAAUAGCUUCAUGUGUAAAGAAUUGUUUUCCCAUGGGCAGGGUUUUUAUGCGGGUUCUUCAUUUCAUCUGAUUAACUGUUCUGAACAGAUAAAUUAUGAAACACAGUGUAAUGUUUUUAACUUUCUUCAAGUACUUAAGCCAAAAUAAAAUAUUAUUAUCUCUUC